Agrilus planipennis (emerald ash borer) is the source of this 587-nucleotide messenger RNA. RefSeq lists its product as uncharacterized. The record is from RefSeq and is a predicted model, not a curated record. The transcript has 3 exons. Lineage: Eukaryota; Metazoa; Arthropoda; Insecta; Coleoptera; Buprestidae. Bases 276 to 587 code for a protein of 103 amino acids.
CGUGGCCAAAUGCACCCUUUCAUACUAGACGGUUUCAAUCGUGCGGGAACCUGUCUACUACUACCAUUUUAUUCGCGUUGUUUGCUGUUGUGUUUUCUUGUGCGGGUUUUCUGUGAUUAUGGAUGUAAUGGACGCUGAAGUUUUAAUUUCUCUUAUUGAAGCAAAGCCUGUGUUAUGGGACAAAACUUUAGAUAUAUAUAAAGAUCGAAUCUUAACAAAAAAUGCCUGGAAGGAAGUAUGUUUGGCAGUGAAACCAGAUUUUGAGAGCAUUAGUGAUGCAGAGAAAAAUACAUUUGAGUAUGUCUACAGUUAUUAACACAGUCGGGAGUGGAGGUGGUCCCUUAAGUCUUAUGUCUUGUGUUCGUGAAUCGUCACCCCAAGAUUCUGUAAUUGAAAUGGAGACUGAAAGAAAUGGAGCUUCAAAGAAAACGUUUUGGAAAUUUACAAGAUGGUUCAAGAGAAGAAGUAACAAAGUCUCCGAAGACAUGCACAUUCGUGUUGAUAGUCUUGAACAAUCGAAAGAAAGUACUCGUUGUCGGUCUACUGGUGAACUUUCUGAAAUAGAAGAGCCAAUCAGAAGAAGGUAA